AUGGUAUACGUGCUGGAGAAUAAUGAACCAAGUAAGUUUGUGAUGAAUUUAGGAAAGGUCUUUAGUUAAUGUUGUAAGACUAGAAUAGACUGUGUGUGAGAGAAAAGACAAACAGUUAAAAAAAGAGGAAAAGGCAGAGUAACAAAUGCUAAACCUAAAAAUAUUAAACAAAGCCUGUUAUGUUGAGUUAAAAAGGUUUUAUCUCUGCCACUUUGCUUGCAGCUACAGACUUUUGAACUCCUACUUUUGCACAAUAACUUUUCCGUUUACUGUACUCUAAUUUAUCAAAAACUUUUGUUUGUUUCAGUUAUAAAUCACGAACUGUUCACCCACACUCGCACCGUGUUCGACACAUUCGGAAGAAUGUUAAACUGGAACCAAGGAAGACUCAAGGUAAACAUCUUCUUCCAAGUCUUUUACAAAGGCGCAGUUGACGAGAAGUUGGCAAGAAAAAUGACGGAAUAUAUUGGCUACGAAUGUUGCUACAACGGCGAAGUCGGCCUAGAUGUAUCGAUGUCUAAUGUAGAUUUGGAACUGACUGUAUCACCACAAUAA
This is a messenger RNA of Bursaphelenchus okinawaensis, 555 nucleotides long. Lineage: Eukaryota; Metazoa; Nematoda; Chromadorea; Rhabditida; Aphelenchoididae. The record is from the annotation of a GenBank genome assembly.